GUAUGUCAACAGACCAAAUCUUGACGCUAUUCCAACAAUCGGGCCUUCUGGUACCUUCUCCUCUUAUUUGGGAGUUUGGAGAUAUAUGUUCCAUGCCUCUGACAUGGUGCAAGAAGGGUAUAUCAAAUACAAAGGCAAGGCAUUCAAGAUUCCUAACGUGUAUAAAUGGCGUGUUAUUGUGAGCGGCCCUGAGCUUAUCGAAGAACUUCAUAAAGCACCGGACAAUGAGCUCUCGUUCCUCGAGGCUGCCAACGAUAGCCUAAAAGUCGAAUUUACGCUAGGCCCAGAAAUACAUCACAAUCCCUAUCACAUCCCAAUUAUUCGGUCACAACUCACCCGCAACCUUGGUGAUAUCUUUUCGGAUAUUCACGAUGAAAUGGUUACAUCAUUUGAUGAUAUCAUCCAGGUGAAGGACGAUGAAUGGGUAAGUGUUCCUGUAUCAGAUUCCAUCAUGCAAGUUGUAUGUCGAUCAAGUAAUCGUCUGUUUGUCGGACUUCCCCUGUGUCGUGAUCCUGACUGGAUAGCCCUGAACAUUCAAUUCGCUAUGGAUGUUUUCAAAGGGGCCAUCACAAUCGACAUGUUCCCUCAAUUCAUGGCGUCGGUAGUAGCUCAGUUCUUGACCAAUUUGCCGAGAAGUAUCAGGCGCGGAAUCAGGCACCUGCAGCCUGUAAUAGAGGAGCGUAAGACGUACCUGAAGGAAUAUGGCGAUCAUUGGGCCGAAAAACCGAAUGACAUGCUAGCUUGGCUUAUGGAUGAAGCUGAGGCAGAAGAGAGUACAAUACGAAAUCUCACUAUGCGCAUCUUAGCAGUUAAUUCUGCUGCAAUUCACACCUCUUCAAAGGCCUUCACGCAUGCAUUACUUUACUUGGCGGCAAGCCCUCAAUUUGUUCAGCCGUUGCGCGAAGAAGUGGAAGCUGUCCUAAACAAGGAUGGCUGGUCCAAAUCUGCUUUGACGAAGAUGCACAAGGUAGAUAGCUUCUUGAAAGAAAUCCAGAGGCUUGAAGGCUUUUCUUACAUGGUUAUGGGGCGCAAGGCUUUGAGAGAUUACACAUUCUCCGAUGGAACUUUCAUACCAGCUGGAACAAAAGGGGGUGAAGAGCUUCGGCAUCGAAUGGUCUCUACCAAUCUGGGAUACCUCCCUUUCGGACAUGGUAGACAUGCGUGCCCGGGACGUUUCUUUGCUGAAAAUGAAUUGAAAACAAUGUUGGCUCAUAUUGUGGUGACAUAUGACGUCAAGCUGGAGAAAGAAGGUGUAAGGCCUGCCAACUCAACAUUUUUUGGAACCAAUAUGCCGAACCCUAAGGCACAGGUUAUGUUCAGGACGGCGUAUAGAACGUAGUAAGAAGAUACUGACACACGACGAAAAAAACAUACUUCGACUGGACGACUCAGUAUUAAUUCGUAAUUGUCCUCCUAUAUCCGCCAGAAAACGAUUCAAGUUAGAAAAGAUUUUGAAGAGUCCUGAGACUAAACGGGAGCUUGCGCAUAAGGCAGCUGAGCUUCAGCCUUGAUCUUGGACUACCUCAAACUGUUUACUGGCAUACCUUAAUAGCACACUCAUGCGUAUUAAUCAACAGCUUCUCCCUUCCAGUCAUUUUCAAGGCAGUCACUUUAUCAGAUUCGCUGUACUCGCGGUCCCGUACGAGGGUGCUUCGUGUUCAUUACCCAAAAUGCAAUAAAGAUCGUGAAUACU
Messenger RNA from Serpula lacrymans var. lacrymans S7.9, 1693 nucleotides. RefSeq lists its product as uncharacterized. The transcript is spliced from 16 exons. Lineage: Eukaryota; Fungi; Basidiomycota; Agaricomycetes; Boletales; Serpulaceae. The record is from RefSeq and is a predicted model, not a curated record. The coding region runs from base 86 to 1339 and encodes 417 amino acids. Gene Ontology annotation, molecular function: monooxygenase activity; iron ion binding; oxidoreductase activity, acting on paired donors, with incorporation or reduction of molecular oxygen.